UGCAUUUGCAAGAGCUCUGUGGUCAAAAAGACAGGAACAGUUGUCUAUACUGAGCAUAAAAUUAGACUGGUAGAUACAAAGCUAAACCUUGUUAGUAGUCUCUUACAAUAGAUCUACAGGCAGCACAUUUCAUUCAGCAGAUCUAUUGCAAAUCAUAGUCAGCUAGAUGAUUCAUAGAUAAUAAUUUGAGAUCUAGACCACAUCACUUUAUAUACAUAGUAUUAAAUAUGGCUACUCAGGACUUCAAGACCUCAGCAGCCAAGGCUUUCCGUGAGCACUAUGACAAACUGGUGAAAUCCAUCCAAGAAGCAGACCUGCCUGUGUUAGGAGCUCAAUUCUUCAGUCGACAGAUAAUUUCUCGGGAAACAAUGGAAAUGGUUGGAAAUGUGUCCACCUCGAGAGUUCUCAGGGUGUCUAAGUUGAUGUUAGCUGUGAUGGAUCACCUAGACGUACAUCCGGAUAAGUUUGAGAGUGCCUUGGACGUCUUCAGAGAGGAGCUGGUGUAUGCUGAAUUCGCCAGUGUCAUUGCAUCGUCUAUUGGUAACAAUCCUACUAACUCUCAACACUCCCUAACUAUGCUGACGGCCUCACCAAGAACAGCUAUCAAAAAAUAUGCCGACUACCUGAAAAAGGUGUACCUUCGAUCAAAGCUCCCUGUCAAAGGAAAAUGGCCUCCUGCUCCCUGUAAAAAGAUCAUCAAGCUAGCUACUAUUGAAAUUGAAGAGCAAAAUUCACAUUCAGCAUUGUGCAAGCUAAAUAGAUCCGAGUCGAUUGAUGAGUAUAUGCAGAACAAUAGCAUGAAUCCCAUUUCAAUGGAAGACCUUUUAACUGAAAAAGACGGCUCACUUCCCAAAGCCGUAAUCAUUCAAGGGGUCCCAGGAAUAGGCAAGUCGACUUUUGCUUGGAAGUUUUGUAGAAAAUGGGCCAAAGGAAAAAUCUAUCAGCAGUAUGACCUGGUUGUUUUGUUGCGCAUGCGUGAUACAAGAGUGAGAAAAGCAACCAAACUUGGCAAUCUCUUCUUUUCAGAAGAUGCCGGUUUUUCUAAGAAAGUAGCAAUGCAAGCAGUUUCUAACGGUGGAAAGGGCAUUCUUAUCCUGAUGGAAGGAAUAGACGAACUUCCUGCUUCUUGUUUAGCUGAUGGCAUGCCUCUUUCUAACUUGCUUCAAGGUGAAUCUCUUCCAGAAGUUACCAUCAUAGUAACCAGUAGACCCUGGGCUGUGCAGAUACUGGAAGAAAAAUGCGGGGAUCAGAUUUCUCGACAGGUGGAAAUCUUGGGCUUCACAAGAGAAGACAUCUUGAGGUACGUUUCACAUGCUUUCGCUGGGGAGGAAAAGACUGAGUUCUUAGAGUACCUCCGCUUUCACCCUCAGCUGGAGUCUAUCAUGCACAUUCCCCUGAAUGCCGCCUUUGUAGUUCAGAUUUACAAACAAUUUCGUCGUUCUCAGCAAGCUAUUCCUAGCACUUUGACCCAGCUCUACACAGCUCUUGUUGAAGGUCUCUUGAUUCGCUAUAUCAAGUCAAUUCCUGAGUUUUGUGCUCUCAAGAUUAUCUGUCUUUCAAGCUUACCGGAACCAGUACAAACACAUUUCCAUCAGCUUUGCCUACUAGCUUUUAUGAGUUUUACCAAGUUGACUGUUCAAGUCACAUUCACCGAUUCAGAGGCAGCCUUGUACGAGUGUUUUGAUUUCCUGGGUCUCAUGCAGUCCUCAACUGAACUCUCAAUAAACACUAGUACCACUGUAUCCCACAGCUUUCUGCAUUUCACCAUCCAGGAGUUCCUAGCAGCUUACCAUCUCUCUAAACAGCCGUCCCAAGUGCAAGAGCUGUUUUUGGAAGUUCAUAGCAAAGAUCCACAAUUUUCAAUGCUUAUCACAUUUCUGGUUGGAUUGAACAGCAGUGUUCUACAUUAUUUUACGCCACCAGAUUCAGAAUAUCAAGAUUUGUCCACAUUUCAUUUGCACUUGUUGUAUGAAACACAAUCCCCUAAGGAUGUAUGCAAGUUCUUAGGAAAUAUGACCGUGAAACAUUCUCCUGCCUUGACAAGUACAUCACUUGACCUACAUGCAUUAUCAUAUUGCCUUUGCUCCAGCGAUUGCAAUUGGUAUCUAAUAAUCAGUCUGCGCAACUUAUCAACACUAUUCUUCAAUGUCGAUGAGUCUUGUAAGGGGAACAUAAUGGGACUGGCAAUUAGGGAUGCCUCUGCACGUAACCUUCAAUUAUUCUUUUCUCUUCCCAAGCGUCUCUUUUCAGUCUUGUAUGAAUUAGACGUUAGAGAUUGUGAACCUGUUGGUUCUGUUGUAGACAUCUUAAAUGACGGCCAGUUAACAAACUUGAAACAAUUUUGCUUUGUGAGCAAACGUGUACAUGCAUCAUUAACAUUGAUGUUCGAAAGUCUAAUCACUUCUCACCCAAAACUUGUUCACAUUGGAAUCGAAAGCACUGUAAUCUCCUCUUUUGAUAUGGUAGGAUUAUGCAAAUACAUGACUUCUCGCUCUGGCUCACCUGAGCUUACAGUAGCUCUUAUGCAAAACAGCAUUGAAUACGAGUCCUUUCGUUUACUGAUUAGUACUGUUGCAUUUUCAAAGGUUCUUACCCAUUUGGAUAUUUCUUUGAACAAUCUCUCAAUAGAAGUAUUAGAAAUGCUGUCAGUAGCUCUUUCUACUAAUUCAUCUUUGAAAACAUUAGGAAUGAAGUAUUGCUCAAUCCAUGGUGAAGGAGCUGAAUUACUAUCCAAUGGACUGGAGUUGAAUCGAACCCUCCUUGGAUUGGAUCUUCGCUAUAAUCGCAUCAAUAUGAACGGAGCUGCUGCCCUGGCUUCAAUGCUUACUGUGAACACUUCAUUAAAAAUACUUUGCCUUUCACACAACAAACAAAUGGGUCAUGUGGGAGCUCUAAGACUGAUUAGUGCACUACAAGAUGACAACAAGACUCUUGCAACACUUAGCCUCCCUGCAGAAUGUGAGCCGAUUGAGUAUGGAUCAAUCUUGAUGGUUGAUAUACGAAAGAGUGGUCGUAUAGAAUUCAUCGAUAAUACAAUUUCAACAACGAAUACAAUAGCAUACAAGUUUACAUCAUUAGACAUAUGGCCUUAUGCAUAAUUUCUAGUGAGCACUCCCAUUAAUAUUGAUUUUGUAUAGUUUAUCUCCCACUUUUAUCAUCACUGGAUUAAUUUUCCUGUUUUGUAUGGAGGACCUGAAUUUGGAAUCCUCCAAUUUGCAUAACUAAAAAAUACUAAGCUAGUAUUAAUAAUCAGUCAUUUUCUGUACUUUACGUUUCCUGUGUUGUAAUGUUUACAUGCAUGGGUUCUUACUAGUUAACACUUUUUUUAGUCAGUCUCGAAUACCCGCCUUAAAGCCCUUUGUGUAUGGGAGCCUCUGCUCACUGUCUUUGUUGUACUUAGUAUUCACAGUCUCUGUUUUGUGCAUACUAUUCAGGGCAUCACACAGGGGGGGGCGGGGGCGCUCGCUCCCCCUAGCUCCAGAUUCGCCCCCCCCUGGGAUUUAAGCCGUAACACACUUGUGACACACUAACCAAACAAAGAUCUUGUCUUAUCAAUAUUACAAUGUAAAUCACAGGAAGAAGUUCUACUCUUUCUGUUUCAUAUGUCCACAAUAUCCUCUAAUUCACUAUAUGUAAGUAAAUUAAGGGGGCGAUUUCUUUAAUAAAGUUAGGUGUGCCGUGUCGGCUGUGUCGCUCAGGCUGCCAUAUUUUGUCAUAUGAGAAAGCUUUGUAGUACCCACAGGAAUAGACACAGCUAUUUUAUCUAUCUAAGCUGACUAUUAAAGCAAUUGUUUUAGCACCUAUAGGCAACUUGAAACUUCAUCAAAUUAAUCGUUGCCACUCGCAUUUUUAUACAAAACUAUGUUUUGCAAUUAAUUUUGUACUUCAUAAAAACCCGAUAUCUCAGUUCCUAAGAAUGCAAUAUCAGACAGUCUAAAUAAUAGUUAGACACUGUUUAGGAAGUUUCUACAUGAUUUAGAAGCCAAAAGGGCUGGUUGUAGUAUCCCGAACGUAGUGAGGGUUCUACUAGCUCUGAGGACUUCUAAAUCAUGUGGAAACUUCCUAAACAGUGUCUAAGCAUUUUAGAUCAUAGCAACCAUGAGUAUUUAGCCAAUCAGAUUUAAUCUAAUCUUUCCUAUAUGAUUUUCUAAGUGAAGUACAUGAUUUUUUAAGUAAGUACAUGAUUUUCUAAAUAAGUACAUGAUUUUCUAAGUUGGAUAGAACACUUCCUUUAGCCAAUCAAAUUGCAGUAUUUAUGGCAAACAUGAUCUAAAAACAAAAAUUUCCUGGGGGAGCAUCCCUAGAUGGCCGUGUGCUCAGGCACACGGAUAUUCGGCUUGCCCCCCAUUUUUCUGAAAUGUGCAUGACUUUUUCCCCUGUCAAUUUUUUCUGUAAUGCCUGCUGUCAGAUUAUGCAAUAACUGCCGCAUGCACGCUGUUCGGUUUACGAACUCAAUAGAUAUAUAGCCAACAGAUUUCUCUAUACUAGACUACAUAUUGCAACAAUUCAAUACUCUGAACAUGAACGAACAUCAGUCUGUAAAUGUAAACUAUAUUUAAUGAUAAAAGGACACUCAGAAUAAAUUAAAGGACAGAGGCUUUGGUCUAACGUGUCUGCUAUGCAUGCACUUAAUGGCCUUAAGAGUACACUCUAGAAUAAAUAUAGAAACAUUGGCAGCAGGGCAGUUAUUUCGUUUCGUUCAUAAUUUUUUUAUUUUUAUAGCCUGAGUUAUAAAUUGAGCUAACAUUGCUAACUCGUGGUUAUCUACAAGAGUAUAAGAGAGAGUAUCGAACGCAUGCAUACUAUGCAUCAGAUGUAUUCGGAAAGUAACGUGACUUCCUGUCUGAAACGCAUAAUCAAAUGACAAUUUGGCAAUAACAUAAUUGCUGCCUCGAGGUAAGUGGCGGCUCCAGAUGCUCAGAGUGCAUCUGAUGCAAGGUAAUGCUUUGUUCGACUCUCGUAUUGGGUGACAGUAUCAAAAUUUUAAUGGAAACGAUCCAAGUGGUACAAUCCAUGUGGCUCGGGACCCCUUAGGACAUCACUGUCCGAUAUAGCCUCGAACGCUAUAUAUAUAGGUAGAAAAAGGCCUGGUGUUCAUUGCAUAAGUAUUGCGCAUCACAAUUACCCAGAAUCUGCAUGGGUAAUCGUACUACUAACAGUAUAAAAACUAGUCCGUUUACUAGUGUUGAGAAUUGCAUAAUUGAGCGGGUGACUCUCCUAGUAUAGCAGCAGCCCAAGCAAACAUUCUUAGGGUGACAGCUAUAUGCUUGUCCAUGUACGAAGCAUGUCUCCUCCCACUAUUGUUAGGAUAUCAUCUAUACCUCGUUUGUCAGUGAGGGAGAUACGCCCACUCUGAGCUGUGGGGGUAUAGGGAAACCACAUUAAAGCAUUCUGUUAGCAAAAUCAAAGAGCUCAUAUCUUUGACUGCGGUUUUCAGUUUGGUUAUGUCCGGUAGGGGGCUAUGUCGGGCUCACAAAUUUGUCAUUGUACAGCCUCAGCAGUCAGCACGCAUGUGUAACUAUACUAUAUGGCACCAUCAGCAUAGUUGUGUUUUUAAACUAACCCACCAAAGGACAAGCAAAGUGUCCAUUACUUAUCAAAGAACUUGUACCUAUAUAAAUACAUCGUUAUAUAUACAUACGAAUGCAUGCAUCAUCACAUUGGUUGACAAUCUAAACAGCAGACUUUGAGUAACAACAAGGGCGUAUGAAGAGAAGAGGGCAUGCAACUACAAUCUAUCGUAUUAUAAAUGGGCAGGGGCUUAUGUCUAAAAAUAGUAAAGAAUGUACUUUAUAGCCUUGCCUCGAUCCCAGGCCGCAUUUCCUGAGACCACUUUUACUCUACUCCCUAGUGGGCGGUUUGCUAAAUAUAGUAUAUCCUGCUGACUCAUCAAUAAUAUGACGCAUACGCAGUAUACAUUGUGAGUUGCAUGCCGCAGUAUAUACAUUGUGAGUUGCAUGCCCUCUUCUCUUCAUACGCCCUUGGUAACAAUUAAAGUAACAAUUCGCACUGCACUAGUGAAACGCAACUAAUUAUAUAGUCCACAUCAGGUCCAUGUGACAUUGAAGCUCGUACACAAUGCUCAUGGACAGACACUACAAAACAAAAGGACUAAUUUCUAAGAGCAAACUGUUGUCAAAGAGUCUGUUCUAUUGUCUUUCAACCUGUGUCACCUGUCCAGUGAUGCAAAACUCCCUAGCUCAUAACAAAUGGCCAGGUGCUCAAUGACUCCAUCCUCAAAUCCUCCAGUGGAAAUGUGGUAAUGAGGGGAGUUGUCAUUUGGAUUAUAUCAACUGUUUAAUAUGGACAUACAUAUGCAAUAGGAUGGUGUACGCACAUAAUAAUUAUUUGGGCACACUAUUGUCUCAUUAGGAGAGAAGGUGAGUGCAUAUAAUGGUGGUCGACCCAAACUCUACGUUUUGAGCAAGCCGAUUUGUUGUUCUCAGAUAUAUCGUACAGAUGUCUCAAUCGCUCGCAACAAGAAGCACUAUCUCAUAAAGUAUACUUGUAAAAUACCUUGCGCUGAGAAUGUGGUUGAGCGAAGACCACAAACAAGUGAGGCUGUCCACUGGAAGAGAGUAGGGACGCUGCAACCUCCUGGUCACCUCGCCAAUAUACCACCUGCAGAAUCCACAUGCAAUCAACUUACUAUAUAGACGUAGUUGCCACAAUAGUUAUGCUAAAUUGAAUUAACUAGCAGCUAUAGCUAGCUAUUGAGCUAAACCAUCUAGCCAGCUCAGUUUGUAUACCUCUGCUUGUCCAGUCUCUGUUCCAAUGUUAAAGACAGCUAUAUAGCCAUGACACUGACAGCUAGCUAUAUCUGUCUUGUGUAUCUAUAAUUUUGGCCAGGGAGGGGAUUGUUAUUUGGCUAUGAUUGUUGCAUCAGAUUUAGCUACAUGUAGGAUUAGGCACAAUUCUCCUGCUAUCCAUCAGUUGAUUGAAACAAAACACAUAUUUAACUGUAACAAUGUUGAAAAUAGAAAGGCAGUAAUAAAACAUCACCAGAUCUAGAGCUAAGUAUUCUAAAUGCAGUAUGUUCAACAUAGUUUCCAAAGUUAAUUUCCCGAAUCGAUUGAACUGGAAUUGCCAGGAAUAGGUUUUUCAAAGUGUCGAUAUGUUGAUCGAUGUGCUGAAAACUCUCUUUGGAUACAACACCGCUCAAAUGAACGUUUGUAUAUCUGCAGUAGCUUCUCACUUCAGAAAACAGAUAAAGUUUUUCUUUUUUAGUGAAUAACUUCAGAAGAGGUUUGUAUCUCUCAAGUGCAACUUGUUUCAUUAGAGUCUUAUACUCGGUAUGGAACAGCUCAGUAGCGAGUUUUUUCCAGAAAUAGUCCAACGUCUUCAUGAGAGUUUCUCGACCCCAGGACUCCUCAAAUGGAAGUGGCAAAGAGUAGAUAUUCUCCAUUGUAUUGUAAGCUUCACUCUGGCUCCAAACAUUCACUGACAAUGUUGUCUCCAUUGUAAUUACACAAUGGAACCAGUACGAAGGUAUAUAGAGUACUUCACCCGGAUACAAAGUAAUAUCAAUUCCAUUAAGCUUUUGUAUCGUAUCUGCAGUCAAAACAUCACUAACUGACAUGUACGUCUGUCUGUAGAAUUGAUGCAAACAUGGAUACAGUUUCAACUCCAAAUAAGCCUCCGGUGGAAACAAAACAAAUCUCUUCUUGCCGUAUGAUAUGGAAUGAAGGUUAUGCGAUGUAUCGUAGUGUGUGUAAGCUGUUACAUUCUCCAUGCCAAACCAAAAGUUUACUUGUCCAAGUUCUUGCUUGCUAGUGGUCCAAAAAGUCAAUAGCUCAAUCUCCUUUCUUGAAUACAGUGUUUCAAUUCCAAGUAAUUCCACUCCUCCACUUGAGUAGUAAUAAUGUCCAUUGAAUUGCUGAUUCAACAAGCUGAAAAACCGCUCUCUAGGAUAAAUUACUUCGAUAAAUGGUUUCGAAACAACAAACUUAUUGACCUGGGACAAUGGUUGGUCAUUGGCAAAGUACCGAAAUACAUUAUUAGUUCCUUUUUUGCUUAAAACUUGCACAACAUUUGAUUCUUUCGCUAAAAUCUCAGGUGUCCAAAAUGCCGAUGCCCAUUUAUCAAACGGUGUAUUUCGGAGAACUACAGGAGUGCCUUGUCCCACCAGCUAUAAAGAAGGAUGCAAAAUAUCAUACUCAUGCAGUCAGAUAGAUACAGUUCAUAAUGCGGAGUAUGCAUGAAAGAGGUUCCUGUAAGAAAUUUAACUUAGAUGUACCUAUGCAAUACCAUCAUGUACAGUGUAUUAUGUACAAUACCAUCAUGUACAGUGUAUUAUGUACAGUGUAUUUUAGAACAGUCAUCAAAAUACAUCAUACAGUACCACUCAUGGCAAAGUGAGGUCAGCAGUCAAUUCACAAGCAAUGAAGUUAAAAUGUUGUUAGGAUUGUCCGUGAGUCAAUAUGUAAAGCAGGAAGGCAGCAAGGAAUCAAUAAGUUUAUCGAUCAUCACAGUUGUAUCAUCACAGUUUGUUUUAAUGCAUAACAGAGCAACGGAGACAAGGAUAAUCCAAGUGGAGAUAAAUAAGGCGUGUACAAUAACAAGAGUUCCGUUGAUCUACAAGGCAAAGCUUGUACCAUUUACAACCUAAGUUGGGAUGAAAAUGAUGAUGCGUUGCCAUGAACACCUUUGUACACGUUUCAUUUCAUUCUAUUGCUAUUAAAUCUAGGCCUACUUCACUCACCCACUUCGUCAUAUAAUCUCUAUCGGAUGUACUGCUCCAUACAGCUUCUUUGUAUCUGAAUAAAUUAUUUUUGUAUCAUACGAAUAUCUAUGAUUGUGUAAUAAAAUUAAUACAUGUACAUAUAGCUAGGCUCUUAUGAGAACAAUAGCUAGAUCUAGAUAAACUGAUCGACAUACGUACAUGUAGCUGAUUAGUAAAACCAGUAGGUUUUACAUAGGAUUGGCAGUGGGUUUGCCCGUGUUUAGCAAUAUUUCAAUUAUUUUGACUCAUGUUCAAACUGUUCUAUCUCUGCAGGGAAAGGCCACAUCAAGAAACUGGCUGAACAGAUAGUUUAUUUAGCCUUUUCUCUCUUUGUAUCUCUCAUUUCAUAAUCCAUAAACAUUUUAAUGAAUGAAUAUUUUCAUUUUAAAAAUUGCACUAUUUCAACGUUUCACCGCUCUUUGUCUGAC
This is a messenger RNA of Halichondria panicea, 9150 nucleotides long. Its product is annotated as NLR family CARD domain-containing protein 3-like. Gene Ontology annotation, cellular component: cytoplasm. The transcript is spliced from 2 exons. Bases 228 to 3098 code for a protein of 956 amino acids. Gene Ontology annotation, molecular function: protein binding. The record is from RefSeq and is a predicted model, not a curated record. Lineage: Eukaryota; Metazoa; Porifera; Demospongiae; Suberitida; Halichondriidae.